Messenger RNA from Vollenhovia emeryi, 3144 nucleotides. RefSeq lists its product as uncharacterized. Lineage: Eukaryota; Metazoa; Arthropoda; Insecta; Hymenoptera; Formicidae. Gene Ontology annotation, molecular function: DNA binding; DNA-binding transcription factor activity, RNA polymerase II-specific. Gene Ontology annotation, biological process: regulation of transcription by RNA polymerase II. The record is from RefSeq and is a predicted model, not a curated record. The coding region runs from base 608 to 2245 and encodes 545 amino acids. The transcript has 4 exons.
GAUCUUCCGCGACGAAGAUCUCGCGGGAAAUAGGGGGGUCCUGCUUGUCUUUCUCCCCCGAGCCGGGUACACGUCGAGGAACACGACGGGAAUUUCGUAUACAUUCGAAUAUUCGGAUACCCGAGUCGCGAUGUCAAUGCGCAUGAUGCGACGUCAAUGCAGGUGAUCGUCGGUGACAUUAAGAUAAUUAUCGCGAUUAUCCAACGUGUGAAAACUACUACCACCCUCGCGAGCGAAGGAAUCGAGGAAGAUAUGCUAAUGUGUGGUUAGUGAUUUAAAAUAGUUUGUGAAGAUCGAAUAAUUCAAUUGGAGGCUGCACGACGAUCUUCGACGACCUUGAUUCACUCGCAGAAAUGUCAUCUCCGAUCGAAUUCCACGCGCGAGUCUUGAACGAGAUGAACGGGGCUUGUCAGUCAGUAAGUACCCAAAACAGUGAUAAAUUCGAUAUCGCUCGAGACUCAUGAAGAGAAAAACGGUGCCAUCUGCAAUAUAAAAUAGUAGCGCUUGGCUGAUCAGUAUCGAGCUCGAAGAUCGUUCAGUUCUUUCCUCGACUAAGGAUCGUUCUAAGGCGACAAUCGUAACAGUCAGCGAGCCAAGCAGCCGUGAUAUGUUCCCCUCCUCGUCAGCGGCGAUGCUGAAGAAUCUGCAGCAGAGUGCCAUGACCUCGCCCUUCCUGAUGGAGAACUUGCUCCAGAGCAAGGCAUCGCCGGGGACGGACCUCACGAGCCUGACCUUGAACUGGGCGGCGAGCCUGGUAGCGCGACAGCGCGAGAGAGAAUGCGAGGCGAGUCUCCGACUCGCUCGCGACCGAUCCUCCCCUAACGAUAUCGUCCAGGAUCAUCUGGAGCAACGAUCCGGCACGAUCGGCGGACGUGAUCGCAUAAUGAUCGACUGCGGCGUCAGGGAUCAGCAGAGAUCCAGCGGCGGCGGCAGGCCCGGCGAGCGGCAGCACGACCGGAUGCAGUUCCUUCAGCGUGAGAAGGAGAUCCUGGACCGGAGCCAGAGCGUGUACGACAUGGAGAACGAGAGGAUGGACGGCCCGGUGAUAGUGGACCGGCUGUGCGCUAUGGAGAGGCUCUGCAACGAGAGGAUCGACAAUCGAUCUAAUUCCGGCGUCGAGUCCUGCAAUUCGAACGUGGACGAGGACCCGAUUCCGGGCGCGGAGCUGGACGGUGGUCUUCAGCCGACCGACAGGGACGAGAUGGUGCUGGGUGAGCGCGUCUCCGCGAUCGAGAUAGACAGACGGUACGACCUUGGAUGCAGAAAUGUCAUGCACACGUCCGAUGAGAUGACGAUCGCAUCGGGGGAGAGGGAGGCGGCGGUGACGGCGGCGGCGACGGCGGUCGAGCGUGCCGUCGACAGAAUAGGCGAGAGGACCGCCGCCUGUUCCUGUGGCGACGAGCAGUGCUCCGGACCGGCGUGCAGGACCAUCCAGGAGAAGGAGAAGCCGCAGCUCAAGUUCAGCGUUAGCGCCAUACUCGGCGGUAAUCAUGACAGGAGGCCGCAUCCCGAUAACUUUCAAGGACUUCCGCCGGAAGCGAUACCCGCCUUCUUGCAAAAUCUGCAAAAUUCCGCGGGUUACAAUAUCGCCAAGCCGAUCGCGAGGCCGGCGGCUUAUCAUCCUUAUCACAGGCCGAGUCAUCAACCACCUCAGCGACACUUACCACCGAACGCCCAUCACACACUGCAACAACUGUUCUACAGGGGUCCAUAUUUGACAGUUGCUGGUUCCGGGACCGGAAGCCAUCAUCCCGGCACGCCCGGUGGAGGCGCCGUGUUCCCUGGGACCAUCCAGGGCAGCAUCGGCGACUUUUCCGGGACCGGCCUGGUCUUUCCAUGGGCGACGAACGCGCGCGGUAAGCCACGCCGGGGGAUGAUGAGAAGAGCCGUGUUCUCGGAUCUCCAGCGACGCGGACUCGAGAAGAGGUUCCAGAUACAAAAGUACAUCAGCAAGCCGGAUCGCAAGAAGCUCGCCGAGAAACUGGGUCUCAAGGAUUCACAGGUGAAGAUCUGGUUUCAAAAUCGGCGCAUGAAGUGGCGGAACAGCAAGGAGCGCGAGCUGCUGGCGACCGGCGGCUCGCGCGAGCAGACGUUACCGAACAAGAACAACCCCAAUCCGGAUCUGAGCGACGCCGACGGGGACAGGCCGAGAAUGGACUUGAGCGACGUGAGUCCGCUCACGAGUCCGCAGAGGCCCGAGGAACAAACGGAGAACGAGGACGACGAAGAGAUCAAUGUCACGUGAUAAUGCUCGCCGCUGGACCCAGCAUCCCCCGGUUCGCCCUCCGACGACAAGUGAUGACAAUUUUCGUAAUCCGUGAACCAAGUAGACUAUCGGCCGGACCAAAAGGAGAACAGAUUUAAGGCAGAUUUGACGGGCACUCGGAAAGAUCGCGGGAAUUAAUCUAGAGUUUUUAACUGAAUUUGUUUUUCAUUCGCACGUCAUUGCAAUUCCAAUAUCAAUUUUAUCACCGGUAUGGAGAACACGCGUCUCUUCUCGAGGCUUUCGGAUUACUUUGCGUGCAACGCCAUUUACUUUACGUCGAGAAGGGUGCAAGAUAAUUGCUAAGCAAGUCCGGAAGGGAGACGAUUAUUAAUUUUAAUCGUGUAAUUUUUUUCAGCUGGCUGAUCUUUAUUGGCGAUUGUAUAUUCGCGAAUAAUUGGACCAUUACAGGGUGUCCUAGAUUCAUUGUGCGAGAAGGAUAAUGUGUUGAACACGAAUUGCACGUGAUGUUUCGUCUCGCAAUUUUCAACGAUAGCCUUCAAUUGUUUAGCGGUCAUCGGUUUGUCCUCAAUAUUUUUUUCUCCCUUCCCCUACUUACUAGAGUUGUGGCUUUAUUAUUCGACAACAGCAACGUGUGACGUCGCAAACUGAUCCCGAACAAAAAAGGAAACGACGAAUGACGAGUGAAAAAUAAGAAUGCUGUAUUAUAUUGUAAUUAGCGCGAUGGAUGUACCUUCGAGAGGAGUCUUCUAUAAGCCAUUGUGUAAGGUUGUAUUAGACGUAACAUUACGAUUCUGGAAAUAUGUACCUAAGUCCACUCAUAAUGCGGCCGCGCGGCCAAAUCCAAAUGUAAUUACUUUCAUUGUGAUUCAAUAUAAUCUAUGUAAUAUAUUGAAAUAAAACUGUCUAUGCUAAGCGAG